Postia placenta MAD-698-R-SB12 is the source of this 447-nucleotide messenger RNA. RefSeq lists its product as hypothetical. The record is from RefSeq and is a predicted model, not a curated record. The transcript is spliced from 3 exons. Lineage: Eukaryota; Fungi; Basidiomycota; Agaricomycetes; Polyporales; Adustoporiaceae. Gene Ontology annotation, cellular component: ribosome; cytosolic small ribosomal subunit. Gene Ontology annotation, biological process: maturation of SSU-rRNA from tricistronic rRNA transcript (SSU-rRNA, 5.8S rRNA, LSU-rRNA); ribosomal small subunit assembly; translation. The annotation marks the transcript as partial. Gene Ontology annotation, molecular function: structural constituent of ribosome; mRNA 5'-UTR binding; small ribosomal subunit rRNA binding.
CCCAAGAAGACGAAGGCGCCCAAGGAGGAGGCCGUUUCCCUCGGCCCCCAGGUCGCGGAGGGCGAGCUGGUCUUUGGCGUCGCACACAUCUACGCGUCGUUCAACGACACCUUCGUCCAUGUCACUGAUCUCUCGGGCAAGGAGACGAUCUCCCGUGUCACCGGUGGCAUGAAGGUCAAGGCUGACCGUGACGAGUCGUCGCCCUACGCCGCCAUGCUGGCUGCCCAGGAUGUCGCUACCCGCUGCCGCGAGGUCGGCAUCACUGCUCUGCACGUCAAGCUGCGGGCAACUGGUGGAACCGGCACCAAGACCCCUGGCCCUGGUGCGCAGAGCGCGCUCCGUGCGCUCGCCCGUUCCGGCAUGCGCAUCGGCCGUAUCGAGGACGUGACGCCCAUCCCGACGGACUCCACGAGACGUAAGGGUGGUCGCCGUGGUCGUCGUCUCUGA